This is a messenger RNA of Saimiri boliviensis boliviensis (Bolivian squirrel monkey), 1798 nucleotides long. The record is from RefSeq and is a predicted model, not a curated record. NCBI's taxonomy places the organism in Eukaryota, Metazoa, Chordata, Mammalia, Primates, Cebidae.
CCCCCCCGCCCCCGCCCCCCCCAUGGACAUGCUGGACCCGGGUCUGGAUCCCGCUGCCUCGGCCACCGCUGCUGCCGCCGCCAGCCACGACAAGGGACCCGAGGCGGAGGAGGGCGUCGAGCUGCAGGAAGGCGGGGACGGCCCAGGGGCGGAGGAGCAGACGGCGGUGGCCAUCACCAGCGUCCAGCAGGCGGCGUUCGGCGACCACAACAUCCAGUACCAGUUCCGCACAGAGACGAAUGGAGGACAGGUGACAUACCGCGUAGUCCAGGUGACUGAUGGUCAGCUGGACGGCCAGGGCGACACGGCUGGCGCCGUCAGCGUCGUGUCCACCGCUGCCUUCGCGGGGGGGCAGCAGGCUGUGACCCAGGUGGGUGUGGACGGGGCAGCCCAGCGCCCGGGCCCCGCUGCUGCCUCUGUGCCCCCAGGUCCUGCAGCGCCCUUUCCGCUGGCUGUGAUCCAAAAUCCCUUCAGCAAUGGUGGCAGCCCCGCAGCUGAGGCUGUCAGCGGGGAGGCACGAUUUGCUUAUUUCCCGGCGUCCAGUGUGGGAGAUACUACGGCUGUGUCUGUACAGACCACAGACCAGAGCUUGCAGGCUGGAGGCCAGUUCUAUGUCAUGAUGACUCCCCAGGAUGUACUUCAGACAGGAACACAGAGGACGAUUGCCCCCCGGACACACCCCUACUCUCCAAAAAUCGAUGGAACCAGAACACCCCGAGAUGAGAGGAGAAGAGCCCAGCACAAUGAAGUGGAGCGGAGGCGGAGAGACAAGAUCAACAACUGGAUCGUCCAGCUUUCGAAAAUCAUUCCAGACUGUAAUGCAGACAACAGCAAGACGGGAGCGGUGAGCGCCCCGGACCCUCAGGGGCUGCAGCGGGCCUGGCCCCCAGCCCUUGCACGCAGAAAGUCCAACUGCCAUGGGGCUUGGGAGUCGUCCUGGGGUGGGGGCCAGUGGGUGGUGCCCGCCCUAAGGCUCCUGGUCCCCUCGCCCCCCAGAGUAAAGGAGGGAUCCUGUCCAAGGCCUGUGAUUACAUCCGGGAGCUGCGCCAGACCAACCAGCGCAUGCAGGAGACCUUCAAGGAGGCCGAGCGGCUGCAGAUGGACAACGAACUCCUGAGGCAGCAGAUCGAGGAGCUGAAGAAUGAGAACGCCCUGCUUCGAGCCCAGCUGCAGCAGCACAACCUGGAGAUGGUGGGCGAGAGCACCCGGCAGUGAUGCCCGCCGCCACCGCGCAGCCGCCGCCGCCCACGCCGGCCUCUGCUGCCCCCUUCCCCAGCCCUUAGCACAGAGAGGGACACACGCCCCUCCCCCAGCUGCGUUUUUUUAUAGUAGAUUUUUAACAAAAAAAAAAAAAAACGGGGAGAAAUAAUGCAUUUCUGUGGAUACAGUGCCCACCGCCCUCCUCCACUUGGAAACGGUAUCCUCCCUCCCCAUCCGUCUGUCUGUCGCCCUACUCCUGGCCCUCACUAAGCCCCAGCACUUCUAGUGGUCUCACCUGGAGGCAGGAGGGAGGGGGACGGAGGCCCUGCUGCGUCCCACUGCCUCCUGGUCUCUGGAGGUACUGAGACAGGGUGCUGAUGGGAAGGAGCGGAGCCUUUGGUGGGGGCCACCCAGGGCCUGGACCUACACAGGGUGGCAACAUCCCACUCCACCUCUUGUUUCUGGGUCCCUGCUCCCCUUUGGGUGUGUGUGUGUGUGUUUUAAUUUUCUUUAUGGAAAAAAUUGACAAAAAAAAAAAUAGAGAGAGAGAGAGGUAUUUAACUGCAAUAAACUGGCCCUAUGUGGCCCCCGCCUUGUC